Messenger RNA from Moesziomyces antarcticus, 299 nucleotides. RefSeq lists its product as uncharacterized. The record is from RefSeq and is a predicted model, not a curated record. NCBI's taxonomy places the organism in Eukaryota, Fungi, Basidiomycota, Ustilaginomycetes, Ustilaginales, Ustilaginaceae. The annotation marks the transcript as partial. The transcript has a single exon.
AAGCGGACCCUCCUGUCGGCGGCGGCCCUCGCAACCAACGCGUUCCAAAACGCGCCUUCGUUAAUUUCACCCAGACACCAACACUCGGCUUCGCAACCGAACUCGCGCUCACACCAUCCCCUUCCGCUUCCGCGUUCCGCAUUCCGCACGCGCACCCGUAUCUCACCAAGCACUCUCCCGCUCACCACCAUCCGCGUCCACAACCACAUCCACACGCGCACUACCUCAUCCAGCACGCUCCAGCUCACACCAUCCGCACUCGCACCGACCUCUGCAUCUCACCAGGCAAUACAAUCUGA